AUGAACGAAGGAAUUUUUCGCCUGCCGUUUGAAAUCAAUGAUGAUGAACUUGGUCCAUGGGAUGUUCUGCUUAGUGAUUACGCGAUCAGAGAUAUGCGAAGGUUGGAACCUCUUGCGAUUAAAGCAGUUAUGGUAAAACUCAUGCAGAUAUCAAGUGGGAAAUGGAAAAAGUACAGGCUCCAACAUACAGUACAAUCUCACUCUCACGCCGUACCCAUUUAUGAGACAGAGCUUCUAAAUGAUGAUGGAUUGAAAAUUCUCUGGCAGGUUGAUUAUGGAUUUUCUGUUCGUAACAAUUCAUUCAUCCAGUAUGUGGAUGUUUGGGCAGCCACUGCAGACCAAAAGCAAUUUACAGAUACAUUAGAAAAUACCGAAUUACUUCAUCAGGCCUACACUUCUGAGCAUAAAAACCGCUGUACAGUUCAACAUAUCAGCAAAGAUGGUAUCAUUUUACCUGCAGCCUUUGGAGGUGGGGAAGUAACAAAGUCUGACGAGAGCAGAUUGGAUAGUGACCAAAUCGAUGAUGAAGAAAAAUUGUUGAAGAUUCAUGAAAUGCUUACCACAAAUAAAUUUGUCCCAUUAUCAAAGAACUUGUUUAAGUCGCUCGUCAAAGGUGGCACUGACUUUACUUUUCAAGUAUCUAAGCUCGAAUACGAAAUUAUCAACCAUCCUAGAUCAGCGAUUGUUGUUGGUCGUUCUGGAACUGGCAAAACCACAUGUAUUUUGUUUAGACUCCUUGCAUCAUACUUGAAAAAUCAAUUCAAUAGGAUACCAAAUGACAAUGAUGAGAAUUCUCAUAAAAGGCAAAUAUUCAUUACAUUGAGUGAACACCUUUGCUGCAGAGUAAAGGAUCAUUUCAACAAACUGCGAGAGUCUGCAGAAUUUGCUGAUGAAAGGAUGACUAUGGCUCAAUUUCAUGAGUAUUUAAGUAGAAAAGGAGAUGAAGAUGGUAAUAUUGAUAUGACAAAUGAUACGAAGCUUGAAGAGGAAGAUAUGCUGGAUGACAUUCCAAACUCAUUCCGUCAACUGACAGACGACCAUUUCCCAUUGAUGAUUACCUAUAAAAAGUUUAUCAAGAUGCUCCAGGGAACUUAUCACUUUAUCAGUAGUGUAUCAGAUGCAUCAUGGAGACACUUUGUAGACUAUAAACUCUUUGUAGAUAAAUAUCGUACUAAUUAUAAUAGGAAUAAAUCUGGGCUGAUAUUCUCCGAGUUUUCUAUUAUCAAGGGUUCUAACCCAGAGGGUAAACACCUAUCAAGAGAGGAAUAUCGGGAAAUCAGCAUCAGGAAAUACCCAGCAUUUUGUUACAAUCGUGAUGAAAUUUAUGACUUAUUUCAACAAUAUCAAAAGAAAAAAUCCCGAAAUUUUGACUAUGACUCAAUAGAUAUGGCUAUUGCUGUUUUACGUUGCGCCAAAAAAGAACCACUUGGUGGAUUGCAUAUUCAUGAACUAUACAUUGACGAAUGUCAGGACAACAACAUGGUAGAUUUAUCACUUAUUUUAAAACUUUUUGAGCGUGCUGACAGCAUUUUUUUGGCUGGAGAUAUAGCACAAUGUAUUGCAAGGGGCUCAUCUUUCCGAUUUGAAGAUCUGGGGGCUUUGUUGUAUAAUUGGGAACUUGGUCGAUCUAAUGUUAUCCACAAUAAGCCUAGCAACAAAAAACAAAAAAAACCAAAACAACCAGAACGAUUUGUAAUGAAUAUUAACUAUCGUUCACACAAUGGAAUCCUUAAACUUGCUUCAUCAGUGAUUGAUCUUAUCUCUCGCUUUUUUCCUGAUUCCAUUGACCAGCUGCCACAUGAAUCUGGCGAAGUUGGUGGUCCUCAACCUAUUGUUAUCCACAAUAUUGAGGCUGAACCAUUCUUAUCUCAUGUCUUUUCUGUGUCUAAAAAUGUGGCAAAUAAUAUCGAAUUUGGCGCUGAGCAGGUUAUUAUUGUACGUGAUGAUGAAACUAGGCAGCGAGUGACGAAAAUAAUUGGUGAUGAUGGUGUUGUAUUAGUGUUGACAGUGUUUGAGUCCAAGGGCAUGGAGUUUAACGAUGUGGUGUUGUAUAAUUUUUUCACCGAGUCACCUGCACAAUUAGAGUGGCGAGCAAUCCAUCAUGAUUUUGACGAUCAUUCAAAAGGAGUUCAACCCUUUUCUCAUGAAAAACAUUACAUUCUUUCCUCGGAGCUCAAGCAUCUUUAUGUUGCAGUGACAAGAGCACGGCAGAAAAUUUGGAUAUAUGAUGAAAACUCUGAAUGCAGUGGGCCAAUUCGUAAAUAUUGGAAGCACCAUGAGCUGGUCAAAAUAAUUGAUAAUAUUAAAGACUUGCCUUCCUUGGCUAAGAAAAGCAAUUCAUAUGAAUGGGAUCGAAUGGGAAAGGGUUUUUUUGGACAAAAGCAAUACGAACAGGCCAUUUUCUGCUUUAAGAAAAGCGGAAACAAAGAGAACCGCAAACUAGCAAAAGCAUAUCAUCUUCGGCAGAUUGCCAGGACUUCUAUAUAUGGUUCUGAUGAAGCCACUGUGAAUCGCAAUUUCAAUUGUGCUGGUAAGGCUUUCAGGAACUGUUUACGACCGGUUCAGGCAGCUUCAUGCUAUCAGGAUAUAAAUAUGCAUGAAAAAGCUGGUGAUGUUUAUGAAGAGUUUGAUAUGUUCGAGUUUGCUGCUAAUUGUUACCUUAAAGCCAAAAAAUGGGACAAAGCGGGUAAUAAUUUUCAAAAGGCAGAGAAGUAUACUGAAGCUGUUAAUGCCUAUAAAAAUGGUAAACUUUAUGAAAAAGUAAUCGAUUUGAUGCAAAGUUAUCUGCAAAAAAAGUCUGCAGUUGCAAUUUUAUUGGUAAUAUUUACUGAGGAACAUGAUGAUCUGACACUUGUCCAAAUUAUUUUAACAAGAUACAAACAAGGAAUUGAUGAGAAGACAUUUAACCGCAUUUCCCGUCUUGUCAACAUUCAUUAUCGUCGGGAAAAUGACAAAGAGAUGAGUGAAAAGGCUCUUGAUAUUCUUCCUACGGAAGAGGAAAGAAUGGAGCUUCUACGAGACCAUGCACCAGAAGAGCUUUUGAAAGUUUAUGAGAAGAGUGGUCAGUAUUUCUCUGUUGUUAAAGAACUAUGCUCACGUGGAAAGUUUGAAGAAGCAGCUGAUAAGAUCAUCAGCUUGAAAGAUAUCAACUCAAAAGACACCAUUGAGGCAUUAAAGCAUUUCUUACCCCUAUUUAGGGUUAAUAUAAUAAAAGAUACAAUGACAAAUUCAAAUUCCAAUCAUGAAGUGAAUAAGCUCCUUGCCAAGGCAAGUGAUUUUGUCAAAAAAUUCAAAUCACAAUCAUUGAAAAAACCUGAGGAGUGGAGAAGUUUUAUGAAGGA
Molecule: messenger RNA, 3341 nt
Organism: Entrophospora candida
Lineage: Eukaryota; Fungi; Glomeromycota; Glomeromycetes; Entrophosporales; Entrophosporaceae
Source: the annotation of a GenBank genome assembly